AUGACUCACAGCCCCAGCACCGACAGUCUUAGCAGUGAGGAGCCCUUCUGUCGUAUCUGCCACGAGGGAGGGGGUGUCGGGGAGCUGCUCUCCCCCUGUGAGUGUGCAGGGACGCUGGCCAUGGUCCACCGAGGCUGCCUGGAACACUGGCUCACUGCCUCCAACAGCAGCCGCUGUGAACUCUGCCACCACCAGUACGCCCUGGAGAGACUGCCCAAGCCACUCACUGAGUGGCUGGGCUCACCAGCCAUGCAGCACCAGAGACGGACGCUCUGCGGUGACGUCAUCUGCUUCCUGUUCAUCACACCGCUGGCUAGCCUAUCAGGAUGGCUGUGUGUGCAGGGUGCUAUGGACCUGUAUUUCAGUAACAGUAUGGAGGCUGUUGGACUCAUGGUGCUCACCCUGGCUCUCUUCACCAUCUACUGCUUCUGGACUGUGGUGUCGCUGCGCUACCACAUCCACCUGUUCAGGACGUGGAAACAGACAGACCAGAGAGUUAGGCUACAGAUCCCCCGACCAGCACGAACCAUGCACACACACCACACACUGAACCUCAGCUUCCUUAGCAAGGACACCAGAAAGGAGACUGUGGUGUAGAUGGAGUGGAACUGGGUGUAGUGUCCACGAUACUUUGGCAAGAAGACUGUGAUGUAGCCAGAAUGGGACGGGGUCGAGUGUCACAUUUCUAGUGUCACAUUUAACAGGUCCCCAGUGUCCGGUCUGGAGGGUGAAGUCACAAGCUCUGCUGGUUGGCUACUGCAUAGCAACCUAGUGGUGCCAAAAGCCCUGGUCUGCCCUAAAAGCCUAUGUCAACCAUCGCCAGAACGGUCAAACAUAUAUAUUUUUACGCUCGUUUUGGACUCCAAAAUUUGUUUAUUAUGAUCAAGUUCAAACCCGAUGGUGAAUUAUUUAAAAGUUCGCUACAAAUCGAGAAAUUAUAUUAAAUAGUGAUCCAUUCUGACUGCUACAUUUGUCAUCACACAGGAUCAGGUGCUGACUCAGACCAAUCAGGGACCAUAAAGCUACGAGCAGGCUCUCUCAGGCAGGAUGAAAACGACUACAUCGACCAUGAUCCUUCGCUAGUUACUGCCACUUUCACCAUGAUCCUUAGUGAUUCUUUGGCGCCAUUCAGCAAUAUGGUCCGCUUCAAAUUCAAAUCAUUCCAUGCGCCAUCGGGAGCUUUCAUAGGAACACGUGGAUGACGUCAGCGCUAUCACCAUCUACUGGUUUUAAUGUCUAUGGUUUCCUGGGCAAGGAUACUUUGGUGUAGCUGGAGUGGGACUGGUCCCAGUAUCCACUGUACGCUCAGCAAGGAGACAAUGACAUGGGCAAGCUACUUUGGUGUAGCUGGAGUGGGACUGGUCCCAGUAUCCACUGUACGCUCAGCAAGGAGACAAUGACAUGAGCAAGGAUACUUUGGUGUAGCUGGAGUGGGACUGGUCCCAGUAUCCACUGUACGCUCAGCAAGGAGACAAUGACAUGAGCAAGCUACUUUGGUGUAGCUGGAUUGAAACCAGGCCAGAUCUCACUAAGGAUACAGUGGUGUUGCUGUAAUGGGACUGGGCCCAGUCCUCAUGCUGCUUCAACAAGGAUACAAGGUUCAUUUCUAUUAGAAUAAGGCCCCGUUGCUACACUUUUUUAACAAAGACUUGGAUCAAGGAGACAGCAAUGAAAAUGUUCUACCAAGGAACCUUCAGAGGACCAAACCUUCAUCUGCAGAGAAGACUUUUUAUAUAUUUAUAGACACCAGCCUUUGAGACUUACUCAGUUGGACAUAACUAUUUUCUAAAGACUGUUUUGUAAAAGAGUGAUGAGAUUAAUGACAAUGAAAUUGAUGUCCCACUCCCAGUUGAUGUUGGGCCCAGUUUUUUCCAACCGUUCCCAGACUAUGAAAAAAAAAAAAACUCUUGGACUCUUGUUUAGAAUGACUAGUUAUCGUUCACUAAACACGCUGUUACACCUGCAAAUAACCACCUUAGUUAGACCUGCAAACAUCUUUAAAGGACAUUUCACUCAAAAGGUUUGUUAGAUAUUUGUAGCUAUAUUCCUCAAUGAUGAACACUGUUUAAUUUCCUGGUUUCCUGCUUCUAAACAACCUGUUGUGG
Messenger RNA from Oncorhynchus gorbuscha (pink salmon), 2105 nucleotides. RefSeq names its product E3 ubiquitin-protein ligase MARCHF3-like. The record is from RefSeq and is a predicted model, not a curated record. The coding region runs from base 1 to 597 and encodes 198 amino acids. Gene Ontology annotation, biological process: protein ubiquitination. The transcript has 4 exons. Gene Ontology annotation, molecular function: zinc ion binding; ubiquitin-protein transferase activity. Lineage: Eukaryota; Metazoa; Chordata; Actinopteri; Salmoniformes; Salmonidae.